UCGCUUGACGGGUGAGGAGGGCAAAGAAUUUGCUGCAGAUGUCAGAAGACACUUCCCUCGACUUUGCAAAGUGUUUAAGGCACACGUUUCUAGUCAAAACUCAGAGCUAAAUAAUGCAGCGUUACAGGCGUUAGGAUUCUGUGUUUUUAAUUCAAAGAUUACAUCUGAAUUAUCUGCCGCCGAGGUACACGACUUGCUGUCGAUGGUAAGCAGUGUUGCUGUCAAAACCUCAGACAAAAACACUCGCACUCGGGCGCUCUGGGUGAUCUCCAAGCAAGCCUUUCCUUCUGAAAUGGUUAAAAAGGAGGUGUCCAGCAUUAUUUCUGCCCUGGAAAUGAUACUGACUAGAGGAGAUAUCCAGUCUAUGGUGGUUGAAUAUGAAGCACUAAACGUUAUUAUACGCUUAAUGGAGCAAACUCCAGCACAGAUGGGAGAGGAGGCUGUGAGGUGGGCAAAACUGAUCAUUCCUCUGGUGGUCCAUUCGGCUCACAAGGUGCAGUUACGAGGUGCCACUGCUCUGGAGAUGGGCAUGCCGCUGCUCCUCCAGAAACAGCAGGAGGUGGCGGCUGUCACUGAGCACCUGAUGACCACAAAAUUAAUUUCAGAACUUCAGAAAUUGUUUUCUACAAAAAACGAGACUUACGUGUUAAAAUUAUGGCCGCUGUUUGUCAAAUUACUUGGAAAGACUCUGCAUCGUAGUGGCAGUUUUAUCAACUCAUUGCUGCAACUGGAGGAACUUGGAUUUCGUAGUGGCUCACCAGUGGUAAAGAAAAUAGCCUUCAUUGCAUGGAAGAGUCUAAUAGAUAAUUUUGCUCUAAAUCCAGAUAUAUUGUGCAGUGCUAAAAGGCUGAAAUUGCUCAUGCAGCCGCUGAGCUCGAUCCACGUGAGAACAGAGGCUUUGGCACUGACGAAACUGGAGGUCUGGUGGUAUUUACUCAUGAGGCUGGGACCUCAGCUGCCUGCAAACUUUGAACAGGUUUGUGUACCAUUGAUCCAAAGUACUUUAAGUCUGGAUUCUUCUGCUGCAUUGCAAGGAACUCCCUCACGUGUACCAGCCAACCAGAGUUUAGUCACGGCAACCCCUGCACAGAAAUCAGGUCCUUACCCGUUUGCAAGUCCAGUCACACCAAGGAUGAACUUGAAUUCCAGUACGGCAGGAGUGGUAGUGAUUCCUUCCAUUCAGCUUUUGGGAAUUGAAAUGCUGCUUCACUUCUUGAUGGGACCAGAAGUUUUAGGUUUUGCUAAGCAAAACAAACUCGUACUCAGUUUAGAGCCUCUCCAGUACCCCCUGAUCAGUGGCCCUUCUUUUUUUUGUAAGCAUGCCAGCACGCUUAUAAACGCAGUUCAGGAUGGCUUUAUUGCAGUUGGAAAAGAAGUUUCUGAUUGUAUGCUGAAUGUUAUAUGGAAGGACAUAAAUGGAUAUGUAAAAACAGCUAUUGAAUCAGGAAAUAAGAAAGAAAAGCAAGGGUCAGAAAUACUGACUAUGUUGCUCCAGGCCUUAAAAAACAUUGUCAGAUCAAAUUCUCUUCCUGUGCAGAAAAUAUUGUCCCUCAUUGAUAUUACCGUUAAGGAAUUGCCUCCGAAAGUAUUGGGAUCACCAGCUUACCAGGUUGCUGACAUGGAUCUUUUAAAUGGAACACCAGCUUUGUUCUUAAUUCAGCUGCCUUUCCAUAAUAACCUCUUGGAAUGCUGUGUAACAGAUGAGAGAUUCUUUGUAAUUCUAGAAACGCUCGUGGGUUAUGUUUUGUCUGGGCCUACAUCUCCGCUGGCUUUCAGUGAAUCUGUGAUCUGCAUUAUCAAUCAGAGUGCAAAACAAGUGGAAAAUAAGGAGCAUCUUUGGAGAAUGUGGAGUAUUGUUGUUAAUCCACUAACGGAAUGGAUUAAUCGGACUAACGAAGUCAAUCAGGGUGAUGCACUGGAGCACAACUUCAACGCUGUUUACAGUGCAUUGCUGCUACCAGUAUCGCAUAUCUUCCCCGUUCAGGACUUUCCACAGCCAACUAUGAAAUCCUUGUUGCGCACUUGGUCAGACCUGUAUAGAGCAUUUGCUCGCUGUGCUGCUUUAGUUGCAACAGCAGAAGAAAACGUAUGCUGUGAAGAACUUUGUGCCAAAAUAAUAUCUGGGCUAGAAGGUGAAACUCCAGUAGUGUUCUCAAUGAUGGAUGGUCUCACCCACAUUAUAUCAGUUAUGGUUGACUGCAUCAACUUUGCACCAUAUGGUACUAAAUAUCAGCCAAAACACAGAUCUCCACAGACGCCUACAGAUUGGUCUAAGAAGAAAAAGGAACCCCUUGGAAAGCUUGCCUCUCUGUUUAAACUCCUGGUGAUGUUACUAAACUCUUUCCAUGUGUUCAGUUCCAAAGAAAUCUGUUCAGAAACAUUGGUCUCUGUUGGUCCUUCAAUUAUUGCUGUUCUUCACAACAUCAUCAGCCACGUUUCAUUGCCUUCCGUGAUUGGGACUAUGUUUGCAAUUUUUUCAAAACCCCUGGCAGUGUUUUAUGAAAAAGCAAAGCUUGAUGAUGUAUCUAAAGUAUACAGUAAUCUUAACAACAAGCUUGAAAAACUGCUGGCCGAGAUGAUGCUGUGCUUACAGUCCCACUGCACCGGCUCUUACGACAGCGACUUGCUGGAGCAGCUUUCUCCCAUGCUCUGUGUUGUGUUCCAGCAUAAGAGCAAACAGAUCCGCACCCAGGGCGCCCACUUCUGGAACGCAACGUUUGCAAAGACCACGUUAUUGACAUACCCCCAAGAGUUAAAAUCUGUGUUAAGCCAAGCCAAAAAGAAAAUGCCACUCUUGCUGCCCGGGUUCGAAAGCAUCGAGAUAGCUGAGGAAUGCAGCGGCCCGUUCUCCGAUGCGAUGGAGAAUUCACAGCUGGAUGCAAAGAUAAGUGGAAUGGAAGUAAAUUUGGGUCAAAAACGAGACUCUCUGUUGGCACAGACGAGUGAACUGAAAAACGAAGUCAAAGACAAGUCCAGCCAUGUGCAAGUAACAUCUGCCAAGUUGAAACUAGAAUUUUCAUCUUCCAAGACUAAAAGUGAGAUACUGUUGGAAGAGGAGAAAUCUGUUGAUUUUGUGUUUAUUCCUCCAGAAACGAAAGCAAGAAUAUUGACGGAACAUCAAAAAGAAGUGCUUAGGUCAAAGAGGGUUGGUAUUCCUGCUAUGUACAACAAUUUGGACACGUCGCAAGAUACUACCUUAUUUUCUCAAUAUACUCAAAGCCAGGAAGAUUCUUUAUCAUCUUUACCAGAAAAAGCAAAAGAAGAUACUAAGCCCCAGGAAGAAAAUGCAGAGAGUGGAGGAUGCUCCAGCAAAUCAGAGGAAAUCACAGAGGACUGUGAAUCGGAUAAUCCUCCUGAGAACACUGCCCCUGUGAAAAAGUCAUCUGUCGCUCCCGUAGCGGAGAGCUCAGCUUCAAACAGCGAGAGAGAGCCGACAAGGGAUGCAGCUGGAAUGAUGCCGGAGGAGCCAACGGUUGGGGAGGGAUUAGAAAAAAGCUCUGUGGGAACAGCUUCAAAGGAGCCCUUUGCAGGGGGUGAAAACACUUCCAAUGUGAGCAGCAGUUCAGCGUCGAGUGAUGUCGUUUCUGGAACACCGCAGCCCGUGAGCCGCCGGCAGUCUUUCAUUACCUUGGAGAAAUUUGAUACUUCAGGGAACAGACCCUUCAGCCUUUCAGCAUUAAACAGUUUAUCAGAGAUGUCCGAAACUGCUUCCGCAGCAGGUAAACGGGAAAAUACAAACGUAUGCAAGACUAGUGCUAGACUGGAAAAAUCUGGAGAAGAAAAUAAAAAGCCUUCAAAAUCUGAGUCUGAACAAAUAUUUACUGCAAUUCGAAGGCUGACUCGCAGGCAGAGUAAAGCGGAGCACCAAGGAAAUAAGCAGUCCAAGCCGUUCACCAGGUCAGAACCAGAGAAAAGCGCACAAGAGUUGUCGUCUUCCAGCAGUAUGGAAAAUAGUUCUGAACUGUCUCCUACAGUGGAAGACAGGGAGCACGUUCUCCUUGCUCAGUCCCAAGCUCUCUCUUCUACAGAAGUAGAAGUUAAACAAGUUGAAGAUGCAGCAGCAGACGUAGAAAAGGUCCAGGCAUUAGAUACGGAUUCUAAAGAAAAUACACCCCCAGAGACGAUUGUAUCCUCAGACCAGGUAACAGGUGAUGAUAGUCAGGUUCCACACGUGUCUUCUAAUCAGAAAGUGCUAAGGCGUUCUUCAAGACGACGGUCAGAAACUGUAGAAAGUACAGCAGGCAGUCAAGAUAAGGAAGAUGGCCACCAGAGGAGAGACAGACGUAAAGACGACGAAAAAUCCGGGCAAAAGAAGGGGCUGCCGACCAAAGAUGAUGUGUCUCAAAAGCAGAAAGCAGUUUCUGGGAAAACUACAGAAAGUACAAAUAAAAAGGAAAGCAACCUGCCCGAGAGCUCUGCUGCAGGGGACUUGAGCUCAAAGGAGUCUCCUGCUUCAAGGGGCCUUGAUGAGGAGACGAACAGAAGCGCGAGGAGGUCGGAAGAGAACUUGAAGACCGACGUGGAAGGUCAAGACUGUAGCUCAAAUACAGUAGGUCAGAAGAAGAUUGAACGCCCACGAUACCACACAAGAAGAGCUUCCCAAGGCUUGCUUUCCAGCAUAGAAAAUUCGGAGGCUGAUGGCUCUGAGACCAAGGAAGAAAGCACGAGGAAGAAAAAAUCUGGAAAAGUGAAAAAUAGAAGUGAUUCUCUCGAAGGUAAAUGGAAAGAUCCACAGCCAGGAGGCCGUAGCCAUGAUGUGUCUUCCCAAGGAAGCGAAACUAAGAAUCUGGGGGAAACAAAUAAAGGUGAACUGAGCCGUGACGCCAGCACAGAUGCUGCACUGACAUCUGGAGCAGGUGACCUGAAAACCCAAGAAGUUCCUACAGAUGCCAGCAAGGCUGUGGGAUCUGCCAGCUCGAAGAGUUCGCCUGAUGCACAGAACGCAAGUGCGGAACACAGCAAGGGCAACACCUGGAUGGACUCGUUCACCCACCCAGGUGCGUCUGAGCAAGAUUUGAAAGCAGCAGAGGAAGAUAAACAUGUAGAAAAGCAGACAGACGUAGAAGGUGGCUGUCCAGCUGUUCUGCCCGAGUGUGCACCAGGAGAAAACGUGUCAGGUGGUGAUCUUUCUUCUCUGCAAGUGUGCGAGUGUCAGCACAGAAGAGGCAAAAGGCUGAAACGACUGAGGAACGGCGGUUGCCGCUGUAAGAGGUCGAAGCAGCAAGUCACGUCGUUCACUGAGUCAAAAAAUGAGAAUACUCCUGAACUGGAUGAGCCCCAGACCACCCCGGGUCAGACCUCUGUUAACACAUCAGAGAUGUCUGUUAAUUCAAACUUUGACGAGAGCUUGUCCAUGGCACCCUGCGCAAUGAGCACUCCGUCACAUCCUUUGAAGGAACCCGGUGCAUUCAGCUUGGAAGGAGAGACAACAUCUGAAGAGAACCUGCGAGGGAGCAGUGUUGUGGAGGAGGAUCUGGAGAAUCCAGAGUGUACAGCAGGUGAAAUCACUGACUCCGCAGUGGAAACGAAAGAACCUGCUGAUGAGAAUGACCAAACUGACCGGUGUCUGUCUGAGUGUGUUUCAGAUGAGCCUGGAGACAGCUGGCUGGCUGCAGGGAAUCAAAGCCAAGACCCAACAGCUACAGAAAAGGAAGAAAUAAGUCAGAGUGGACAACUGGAGGAGAUACCGAAGGCACUGCUGGUUGUUAGCAAACCUGAGAAAACACAGAUGAAUGAGCUGGACAGCAAUCAGGGUGAUAAAGAAGUAGCUGAGAAUACUGUAGGAGAAACUUGCUUUAUUCCAGAUAAAGAGAUGAAGGAGGAAUUAGUGGAAACUGAAAUUAUGGUGCCUGAAAACGUAGCCUUAACCAAAGAAGAUGCAGUAGACACCAACAGUGUGGAUUCCCCUCAAAAACUGGAAGAUCGUGAUUCCUUAGCCUUGGUUAAUGAAAGCCCCAACAGCAUGCAGGCACGCUGCACGUGGUCUCCUUCAGCUUCUCCAUCCACCAGCAUCUUGAAGAGAGGCAUAAAAAGAAAUCAAGAUGACGAUUCCCUGUCGCCCGCUAACAAGAUCCGUCGAGUCUCUUUUGCAAAUCCAAUUUACCAAGAAGGACUGGCAGAUGACAUCGACAGGAGAAGUCCUGUCAUUAGACCCCAUUCUUCACCGUCUUCCCGGAGUCUGAAAAUUUUGUCUAAUAUUCAGGCCAAGCAUAUUACCACUCCAACCAAAGGAUUUCUGUCCCCAGGAUCUCGUAACCCUAAAUUUAAGAGCUCAAAGAAGUGUUUAAUUACGGAAAUGGCCAAGGAAUCGCUGCCUCACCCUACGGAAUGUGUGUAUCCCGCCUUAGUUGGCUGCAAAGCACCGGUCGAUGUGAUCUUACCUCAGAUCACAUCAAACAUAUGCGCCAGAGGUUUGGGGCAGCUCAUUCGAGCAAAGAACAUUAAGACAGUGGGUGAUCUGAGUACUCUGACAGCAUCCGAGAUCAAAACCCUUCCCAUCCGCUCUCCGAAAGUUUCCAACGUUAAAAGAGCUCUUAAGGGAUAUCAUGAGCAACAGGUAAAAUCUCGAGGAUUUGAGGAAAUAGCAGUGCUUGAAGAUGCAGAAAAGCCCGUAAAUAAUGUGGAGGAGAAACCUCUUUCUGUAGAUGAAGAAAAACUUGCCACAGAUCUGAUGGAACCAGUUGUCUUGAAUCCAAACGACCAGCCCACCGCGGACCUUCUGAGCCAAAUUGAUGCGCUUGCUGCUCAGCUGACUUCAGAAGAUCUCCACGGCUAUUCGGGAAGCCAGCUUUUUGAGAUGCAGGAAAAGCUGGUUGGCAUGACAAACUGUAUCAUGAAAAACCUGCAGUCCCGCUGGAAAUCGCCUCCCCAUGACAGUUCUGAUUAG
Messenger RNA from Tauraco erythrolophus (red-crested turaco), 6886 nucleotides. The record is from RefSeq and is a predicted model, not a curated record. Lineage: Eukaryota; Metazoa; Chordata; Aves; Musophagiformes; Musophagidae.